This is a messenger RNA of Manduca sexta (tobacco hornworm), 1062 nucleotides long. RefSeq names its product carcinine transporter. Gene Ontology annotation, cellular component: membrane. The transcript has a single exon. The coding region runs from base 141 to 824 and encodes 227 amino acids. NCBI's taxonomy places the organism in Eukaryota, Metazoa, Arthropoda, Insecta, Lepidoptera, Sphingidae. The record is from RefSeq and is a predicted model, not a curated record. Gene Ontology annotation, molecular function: transmembrane transporter activity. Gene Ontology annotation, biological process: transmembrane transport.
UCAAACAUUAGUCGGGACGAAAUCAAGAUGUAAUCGCCUUUAAAAAAAAUACAAUUGAAAUUGUCAAGGAGCAUUUAUGUAGUACGCAGGACAAUUCCGUCAAUUGUUAACAAAUAAGCUGUAGUUACUAGACUUAAGAAAUGGAGGACAAGACAUCGAAGAAUAACGGGGUCGAUAACUCAGAAGCGAAAGAAGAUACGGAGUUAGUAAAAGAUGUCGAUUAUGAUCAACUACUCUCAGCAGCCGGUGAAUUUGGCCGGUAUCAAGUUUAUUUAUUCUUCUUGAUGGGACCCUUUUACAUUUUUGGAGUGUUCAGUUACUUUUCACAACUCUUCUUGACGGAAGUAUCUCCUAACCAUUGGUGCAGGAUACCGGAAUUGGAAAACUUAACGCUAAUCGAAAGACGGGAACUAGCAAUCCCAACGGACAACUCAAUAUUUGGAUAUUCAAGAUGCACUGAAUUUGUUGCCAACUGGACUGAAGUACUUGCCUCUGGAAUCAAGCCCAACGACACGUGGGGAACACAGUCAUGUCAGCAUGGAUGGGAGUUUAAUCAAACUGAAAUACCUUAUCCGACAAUAUCGAGUGAGUUAGGGUGGGUUUGUGACAGAGCUAGCUACCAAGCUACCGCCCAGUCAAUCUUCUUUGUUGGAUCCAUCAUCGGUGGUUUUAUAGUGGGUUGGAUUGCAGAUCGCUUUGGAAGACUGCCUGCUGCAGUGGUCAGUAACUUAAUUGGUUGCGUAGCGGGGGUGGGCAGUACAUUUGCCCAAAAUUUCCUUGUGUUUACUAUAUGCCGCUUCUUCAUGGGGCAUGUCUUACGAUAACUGCAUGAUGAUGAUUUACUUACUUGUGCUCGAAUAUGUAGCGCCAAAGUAUAGGACGAUUAUGGCUAACUUGUCGUUUAGUAUUUUCUUCACCCUCGGUGUGUGUGCGCUGCCUUGGAUAGCUCUGGCUUGCAAUCAUUGGCAAAUAACUUCAUUAGUCACGAGCAUCCCUCUUGCUUUAGCUGUACUUACUCCAUUUGUCACUCCUGAAAGUCCACGUUGGCUGAUGUCCAAGGGA